Molecule: messenger RNA, 805 nt
Organism: Acaromyces ingoldii
Lineage: Eukaryota; Fungi; Basidiomycota; Exobasidiomycetes; Exobasidiales; Cryptobasidiaceae
Exons: 2
Coding region: 101-565 (154 amino acids)
Biological process (GO): attachment of spindle microtubules to kinetochore
Cellular component (GO): DASH complex; mitotic spindle
Source: RefSeq, a predicted model, not a curated record
ACGAGGAGGCGGACUUGCAAGCAACGCGUCUGGAAAAUCCGUCGCACAAUUUAAUCGCGCGACUUGGAGACCAACACCGACCAUCUCCCGUUCAACCGCGAUGUCGUCGGCACGGGACAGAGAGAGCGCAGCGCGAUCGUUCACGAAUCCAUACACGGGGCAUAGGCUCCUUAAUUCGACGGAGCAAGAGGUGCUGGGCGAAUAUGCGAGAUUGGCUGGCACUAUCAAGAGGAUAAGCGCCUUGUCCGCUCCUCUGUCAUCCUCUCAAAUGCAUCAGCAGCUUCUGACGGAUCUCCGUGUCCUCGAGCGAAAGAUGGGCCUUGUCUUAACGCUCUUCAAGGCCAGCGUCUGGGCGCUUAUUCAGAGCCAACAGGACGAGAUGGAGGCACAACAGGCACGCGAAGAAGAGGAAGGACAACAACAGCAGCAGCAGCAAUAUGGCUACGUGUCCGGGAAUGAUUACGAUGACGAAGACACAACCAUGACAGGCAUGGGCGGAGGCCAACAGCAAGACUCGUCGCGAUACACGAGGAACAGCAUGGCAGACCAGAGCCAGUAUCAUUAGCACAGUGCUCAGUCCGCAUGCCCGCUUCGAUCAUGACCGAGACCUUAUUGUACAGUAUGACUAUCUGCCUUGUUUCCAAGAGCAUGUAUUAUGUGAUUCUGGAGCGGACCAGGUGCGGCGACUGAGCGCGAGCGCCUUGACAAUUAUUACCGGCACGACACUCUCUCUCACGUGGUAAGCUCCAGUGACCAUACAUCUGCAUCCGGUAGAUCUGCAUCGACUCCUUGAGUUACGCUUCCC